This is a messenger RNA of Paramecium primaurelia, 399 nucleotides long. Lineage: Eukaryota; Ciliophora; Oligohymenophorea; Peniculida; Parameciidae. The record is from the annotation of a GenBank genome assembly.
AUGGGAAAUGGAUAAUGUUGUAAACGUGUAGAGAGAAUAGAAACAUUAGAAGUUGAUAAUACUCCUCCUCAAUAAUCUAAAUUAGGCUCACUAUUUGAUGCACCACAAUAAAUGAUUUCUCUAUCUGAUUCUGAUGAAGACUAUUAACCAUAAAAAUAACCUUAGUUUGGAGUGUUUAAAGAACAUUAAAAAAGUUCUCAGUUAUCAACAGGAUAAUAAUUUUCUUUUCAAACUCUUCCUUCUGAAUAAUAAUUUUCCAAUUUUGUUACUUUUUAAGCAAUACCUUCUCAAUAAGGAAUCAAAAAUAAUGUUUUUUCCAAAUUCUAAAAGGAAAUGAAUGACAUUGCUAAAAAUGUUCCAUAACAUUAAAAAAACUAUAAGAAAAAUGACAAGACCUGA